AUGGGCCCCAGUAACCGCCUCCUCAUGCUGCUGCCAGGGUCAGAGUGUGUCAUUGGGCCCCCGUACCGACUCCUCAUGCUGCUGCCAGGCCAGGACAGCCCUAAUCUGUCAUGGGCUCCCCUGUACCACCGCCUCCUCAUGCUGCUGCCAGGGUCCAAGAGUGUGUGUCCAUGGGUCCUGUACGGCCUACCAUUGCUUGCUGCCAGGCCCGUAAUCUGCCAUGGGAUACCACAGCGUACCUACUCCUCAUUGAUGCUGCCAGGCCUAUAAUCUUGUCAUGGGCCCCUGCUCCUCAUGCUGCUGCCAGGUCCAGGUGUUUCCAUGGUUCUUGUAUGGUACCUCCCAUUGAGCUGCUGUCUCCAGUUCGCCAUCGCCUCUGCCCAUUUAAAACUGCCACUUUCAUGUCAUCCUUCCGCACUGCUGGUGGUUUCCAUUUUUGUUCAUAGGGUGCUGUAUGGCCUCCCAUUGCUGCUGCCUCCACCAUGCCACAAACUGUGGCUCCAACACACUUGGUUUUGGCCCCGUGAAUGCCAAAGCAAAUGAGUGAAGUGUGCGGUGAUUCUAAGAUCGAGACGGCACUCAUCUGCAGUCAUACUGACUGUGGAGCAGUAUUAUUUCUCUUCCCCAGCAGACUCCAAGGGCAUUUAAAUUAAAGGUACAGUGUUCUGCACUAAUAUAA
Molecule: messenger RNA, 679 nt
Organism: Staurois parvus
Lineage: Eukaryota; Metazoa; Chordata; Amphibia; Anura; Ranidae
Source: the annotation of a GenBank genome assembly